AUGUCUGUUUUCCUGGCUUCUGAAGACAUCCACGCUCCUCUUUCUCUCUGCCGAUUGCCAGGUUUACGCAUCCAGGAGUACCUUUACUUCCACGUCCUCAGUCCGGGAGAUAUCCGUUACACCUUCACGGCUACGCCAGCCAAGGACUUUGGCGGAGUCUUCAACAUGAGAUUCGAGCAGAUCUACCUGGUUCCGUCCGAUCCUCCAGAUGCCUGCGGGGCGUUGAACAACGGGGUCUUUAUUGAAGGCCAGAUCGCCUUGGUGGAACACGGGGGCUGCUCAUUUCUGUCCAAGACUCGCACGAUCCAGGAACACGGAGGCCAAGCAGUGAUCAUUGCAGACAAUAGUUACGACAAGGACACAACCUACGUGGAGACGAUGCAGCCCAGGGCCGACAUCCCGGCCCUUUUCCUGCUGGGGAGAGACGGGUACAUGAUCCGUCGCUCUCUGGAGCAGCACGGGCUCCCUUGGGCCGUGAUUUCCAUCCCGGUCAACGCCAGCAGCGUUCCGGCUUCCGAAUUCCUGCAGCCUCCAAGGAUUUUUUGGUAG
Messenger RNA from Protobothrops mucrosquamatus (brown spotted pit viper), 549 nucleotides. Its product is annotated as protease-associated domain-containing protein 1. The transcript is spliced from 4 exons. Bases 1 to 549 code for a protein of 182 amino acids. NCBI's taxonomy places the organism in Eukaryota, Metazoa, Chordata, Lepidosauria, Squamata, Viperidae. The record is from RefSeq and is a predicted model, not a curated record.